Chionomys nivalis (European snow vole) is the source of this 1909-nucleotide messenger RNA. RefSeq names its product BAR/IMD domain containing adaptor protein 2 like 2 (gene Baiap2l2). Gene Ontology annotation, biological process: plasma membrane organization; positive regulation of actin filament polymerization; actin filament bundle assembly. Gene Ontology annotation, cellular component: cytosol; nucleoplasm. The transcript has 14 exons. NCBI's taxonomy places the organism in Eukaryota, Metazoa, Chordata, Mammalia, Rodentia, Cricetidae. Gene Ontology annotation, molecular function: protein binding. The record is from RefSeq and is a predicted model, not a curated record. Bases 1 to 1560 code for a protein of 519 amino acids.
AUGGCCCCUGAAAUGGACCAGUUCUACAGGUCCACUAUGGCCAUCUACAAGAGCAUCAUGGAGCAGUUUAACCCUGCACUGGAGAACCUGGUGUACCUGGGCAACAACUACCUCCGUGCCUUCCACGCUCUGUCCGAGGCAGCUGAGGUGUAUUUCAACGCCAUCCAGAAGAUUGGGGAGCAGGCCCUGCAGAGCUCCACAUCACAGAUUCUGGGUGAGAUCUUGGUUCAGAUGUCGGACGCUCAGCGGCACUUGAACUCGGACCUGGAGGUGGUGGUGCAGACAUUCCACGGAGACCUGCUUCAGCACAUGGAGAAGAAUACCAAGCUGGACAUGCAGUUCAUCAAAGAUAGCUCCCAGCACUAUGAGAUUGAGUAUCGCCACCGAGCGGCCAACCUGGAGAAGUGCAUGUCUGAGCUGUGGCGCAUGGAACGCAAGAGGGACAAGAACGCACGGGAGAUGAAGGAGAGCGUGAACCGGCUGCAUGCACAGAUGCAGGCCUUUGUGUCCGAGAGUAAGCGCGCAGCCGAGCUGGAAGAGAAGCGGCGCUACCGCUUCCUGGCCGAGAAGCACCUGCUGCUCUCCAACACCUUCCUGCAGUUCUUGGGCCGGGCCCGGGGGAUGCUACAGAACCGCGUGGUGCUAUGGAAGGAACAGUCGGAGGCCAGCCGCAGCCCAUCACGUGCCCACUCUCCGGGGCUCCUGGGCCCAGCACUGGGGCCGCCCUACCCCUCGGGCCGCCUGACGCCCACCCGGCUGGACAUGCCCCCGAGAGAGUAUGGUUCCCCCCGCAGCCGGCAUGGCUCCGGCUCCUACGGCCCCGAGCCGGCCGAGGCGAGGUCCGCGUCCCAGUUGGAGCCAGACCGCCGAUCACUGCCCCGGACACCGUCGGCCUCUUCGCUCUACACCAGCAGCACCCAGCGCUCACGGUCCAAUUCCUUUGGCGAGCGCCUGAGCGGUGGGGGUGCCAGGAGAGUCCGCGCCCUAGUCUCCCACUCGGAGGGUGCCAACCACACGCUGCUGCGCUUCUCGGCUGGAGACGUCGUUGAGGUGCUGGUGCCCGAAGCUCAGAAUGGCUGGCUCUACGGCAAGCUGGAGGGCUCGUCCGCGAGUGGCUGGUUCCCUGAGGCCUAUGUGAAACCUUUGGAGGAGAUGCCAGUGAACCCCAUGAAGCCUGUGACCCCCGUGAACUCCAUGGCCCCCAUGAGCCCAAUGAAUGAACUGCCUUCCAGGUCCUACCCCCUCCGGGGAAGCCACAGCCUUGAUGACCUCUUGGACAGGCCAGGCAACCCUGCAGCAUCACCAGACUACUGGGAUAGCAAUUCCCGCUCCAGGACCCCGAGCCGCGUCCCCAGCCGUGCCCCCAGCCCCGCACCCACACCCUUGCCCAGCAGCAGGCGGAGCAGUGUGGGCAGCAUGGGGGCAGCCACCGACGUCAAGAAACUUAUGUCCUGGGAACACCAACCCCCAGAGCUCUUUCCACGGGGUACAAAUCCCUUUGCCACCGUGAAGCUGCGCCCCACUGUCACCAACGACCGCUCAGCACCUCUCAUCCGCUGAGGCCAUGUCCUCCACCGGGGCCUGAGGUGGCCCUGCACACCUGCCCAGGACUCCUCCAGCAGACAGCCGCCGCAGUGGACCCAAGAUGCCAGGCACUACCCAGGAGACCAUCUUUACCCCUCUGCCCGCAGCCCAGAAACUCCCUGAGGGCUGGGCCUGCAGCAUAGGGCAGGGUGAGGGGGUGGGGGCAUGGAGCAGCUGGUUGCUUUCAGGGAUCCCAAGACUCUCCCAAGAACCCAGCCUCUUGCCUCCCAUCUUCUUCCUGCCUGUGCCCCAAAGGGAAACACCUCCUCUUCCACCCCUGACCCCCACACAGCCCUUUUUAACUUUUGUAAAUGAUAAAAAUAAA